This is a messenger RNA of Sinocyclocheilus grahami, 3720 nucleotides long. RefSeq lists its product as uncharacterized. The annotation marks the transcript as partial. NCBI's taxonomy places the organism in Eukaryota, Metazoa, Chordata, Actinopteri, Cypriniformes, Cyprinidae. The transcript has 7 exons. The record is from RefSeq and is a predicted model, not a curated record.
ACCUCACAAAUAAACCUCUCUCUUUCUCCACCUCAGAACCCUUCCUCUCUGGACUGGUCCAUUCAGAGCACCCUGUCGUCUCUUUUCCCUCCGUUUGAGGCUACCGCUCCUACUGUUCUCAGCCAACUCUUUCGCACCAUUGAGGAACGUUACCAUGGAGAUGCACUGCAGUGCCUGCUGAACUUCCUUAUCCCAGCCAAACAUAUCCUAGAGAGUGUGCAACAAGCAGCCUGUGCUGCAUACUCCGAUGUGCUGUUCCGGUGUGAGGGUUGGCCAUUGUGCCUGAGAGAUCGUGUGGUGAUCCAACUUGCCCCUAUCAACCCUUUACUGCUCCGACCUGGAGAUUUCUACUUGCAGGUGGAACCUUUUGGAGAACAGUCAGCCCGAAUCGUCCUCAAAAGUCUUCUUGUGCAGGAAGACCUCCUGGGGCAUGAGAAUCUGGUGCUGCAAGCCGGUUCCAGGUUGCUGGAGGGUACUGCAAUUGAGGGGACUCCCAUUCCUGAGACAUCUUAUCCAUGCAUAUUCACGGAGUCUUGGCUAAGGGAAAUAAAUGAGGGACGUCAUGGAAAUCCUCUAUGUCAGUGUGUGCUUUCCUCUGACCAGGGGGUUGUGAAGGUACCCUGGACCGAAGUUGCCAACCCAGAAUUCCUUGACAGGCCCAAAUCUAACAUCUGGCCUGAAACAAAGCCAUGCUCAACUCCAACUCUCCGUGUGAAAGAUCUUAAAACUGAGAUUUCGAAGAACGAGUCACAGGUACCUAUAGGCCUUUUACCACUUGAUAUGGAAACUAGGAUCCUUCCAGCAAAUGAUGGGAUGGCGGUUUCUGUUCAGCUAGUGGACGGUGGCAGCAGAUUGGUGAAGGUUGACCAAGGACAUCCAAUAAGCAGUUUUGCUGGAAAACCUGUUGGCUGGGUAUCUCCUAAUACCUGGGACAGCAGGCACAACCGAGAGCUGGAAGGAGAAUAUGUGGAUCUUUUAGAGUUCAGCAAGGAGAAAGAGACUUUAGUCCUCAACAAAAUAGCAAUGCCCACAAAACCACUGGGCUUCAAGUUAGUCAGGACGACUAAACCUGCCCCAAAAAGUAAUGUUAACAUGUGUGAAGAGGACUGCAAUCCUUGUAUGCAAAACAAACCACCUGAGAGCAUGCAAAACGAUCCAGAAUCCAAAUGCAGGUAUCGGCAGUCUUACAUGGCAGCUCUCCGAAACCCUGUGAAUUUUGAGAGAAAAAGUAUGCUACGUUCCCUAGAUGUAACAAGGACAGAUGUAGGGGAGGUUGAGCCAAGCUGUGAGGGAUACGGAGUUGGCCUUAGACUUAAGCCUUCGAGUUGUACAUUUGGCCAGACACCAAACCAAGCAGACAGAAACCCGAUGCAAUCCUUUGAGAACUCAGUCCAACAAAAGCAAAGCCCAAAGAACUCAAGUCAGAGCAUACCUCAUGACUGUAGUUCAAGGGAGAAUGCAGAGUCUUCUGACCAACAUAUGACCCAACAGCUCCUUAGCAUGGUCCAAGCAAGACAACAACACAAGUCAUUCCUCACUGGGCAACAGGAUCUUCAUCAGACUGUACUAGGAACUAAGGCACUACCUAACAAAAGGCAGCACUGUUUGAACAACUCUUUUAGACAAGAUUCAUUUCAAAUGCGGACUAGCGGCCAGAAACACGCCAAAACCCAACAGUUACCCAAAAUGGGACUCAGGGCUUUACCUGACCACAGUGGUCACAGACAAGAUGCUAAUCUAUGUUUGCAGGGUUUCAAUCCAAUUCAGCUAACACAGGCCUCCAAACAAACACCUCCUCUAUUUCAGCCCCAGUUCAGUCAGAUCCUGUUCCAAAAUGAGAACAGGCCUUUGGAUUUCAAAGUCUUCUGUGAUGACAGACACAGUGGAAGAGGCUCAGGUUCACCUGUACAGGUGAUCAAAGGUAAAAACAGGUCUAAAUCCCGCUCAUCCUCUUCAGUCUCGGAAACAACCAAAGAGUGUCUGCAAUCGCACAAGCCAACCAACAGAAGCCGCAGUGAUGUCUAUCCAGAAAUCAUUCCCAUGUUGCCUGCUAUCCAGGGAAUAAAACACACAGCUAAUUUGGUGUCCCCAAAAUUAAACAGACGACAAGAAGCAAGAAAGGGUUUAUGUUGUUCACAGAUCCAAAAAUGGUGUGAUGCAGAGGAGCAGUCAUGGCAGAAAGACAAAGAUGACACAGAGAAAACUCUGCUGAAAAUAGAGCAGAGACUACAAGAUGUUCAGUCUGUUCUUAUACGAGCAAAGGAGAAAAAAGAAAAAGGGACGUUGUUGAUAAAGGAAGUGGAGAGAAAAAGCAAAGGAAUACAUUACCCUGAAACCGAGGCUUUUGGUUGCAAAGCCACCACUUUCAAAACCAGCGUGACCGGGUUUCUCUUGAAAGCUGAGGAGCGUAAAUCUGAGCUGGAGACGUCUGUCGAUCUCUAUCGUUUCUGUGAAGAGGACAAGAGCUCGGCGCUGCUGGAGAGGCACCCGGAUGAGAUAUGGAUGUGGAAUGCGGUCUGGGCUCAAUGUCGAGACAUCAGACAGCGGCUCACCGAGAUACUGCAGGCCUCUUAUAGUAAUCAAGCGCCUCUGGGAUCGCCACAAAAGGACAGCGCGGCGGCCCGCUUGAAAGGGCCGACCCCGAGCGUAAUUACAACUAGCCUUGGAGAAAAUGAACAAACAAACCCUGCUGGCGGUCGUACUGAGACUCGAAAUAGUCUUGUUGGACAAGGUGAUAAUGAGACAGUGACGCAUUUCCACCUUCACUGUGAGCCUGUGACGAGAGAAACAUCACCGUCUUCAAACUCUGACCCGAUAAUGACCCAAAACACGCAGAAGGAACUGAAUCUUCAACAGCCAAAAGAGGAAGGAAGAGGUCAACACUUCCACCAAAGCAGAAGCAAAGUUUUCACAUCACACAAUGGACCGACGAUGCAAUUAAGGACGUGUCUUCGCAUAUACUCUCACAGCGACAGUGAUCUGAGAAAGCCAGGCCGGGUCACUGAGGUCAACCACUCGCCACAUUAUACAGCCCUGGUCCGCUCUCGAAGCGAAGGCUCUUGUCUGCCAAUCACCAACUAUCAUGUUUCUGUUUGCAAAACUGCAGUCAAGCACAAAGUCCAGAUGUGUGCAGCUUCCGGUCAAGAGAGCGACUCAAGCAGAGCAUCAUGGGAUGGACAGAGCUCUAAACUGUCUCACCAGGACAGCUUCUGUUCCAGCGCUUCUGGACUGAGCCAAAGCGACGUCAAUGAGAAGUUCAGCAGUGACACCAAAUCUGACGAGCAGAGCUUGAUUUCACCAGCGACACGCUCAGAUCUUCCAGUCCAAAUGCAGGACGAGCGCAUGCUGGAUCACAGCAGGUCACAUAUAUUAUUAAUAGCCCCAGCUUGUUUGUUUGCUGAUCUCCACGCAGAGAUCCGUAUGCAGGAGAGGGUGUUCAUGGGAAUCGGUCAUAAACCCUUCAUGGAUAUCCAGCCCAGUGAGAUGGCCAUCAAUGACCGAGCCGUCAACUGCUCUCCCACAGGACGAGGUGGGAUUCCUGUCCUCCGGCUGAAUUCUGUCGGCUCGGCCAGCUAUACGUCAUCCUCUGGAAGCCAUUCGUCCUCCUCUGGGUGGGGAUCCACGUCUCCUGUGGGUCAUCUGAUCAGCCCUAGUGGAGGAGAUGUUGUCCGGUACGUCCACGGGACCUCAGGGAUCCUGGAGGAAGAUGAUUUAGACCAG